AUGAGUUCCGACGACGAGCAGAAGCUGCUGAAGAAGCUCAAGAAGGAGAAGAAGGAGAAGAAGGAAAAGAAGGAGAAGAAGGCCAAGAAGGAGAAGAAGCGGUCGCGCUCGGACGAGGAGACGACCGACGUCGCGGAAGACGAGGAAGCGCCGGCUGCAUCGCCCGCCACGGACGACGAUGAAGUCGCGUCGCCGGCCGCCAAGAAGGCCAAGAACGUCUCGACGAUCGGCGAAGGCAACCCCAAGGUCUCGGACUUCCGCGUCGGCGACAUCACGAUUGCUGCGCUCGAGAAGCGCGGUAUCUCGACGCUCUUCCCGAUCCAGUCGAUGACCUUUGACAAGAUCUACGACGAGUUCGAUCUCAUCGGUCGCGCGCGCACGGGCAUGGGCAAGACGCUCGCGUUCGUGCUGCCGGUCGUCGAGCGCCUCUUCAAGGAGGGCAAGCGCACCAACCGCGGCCGCGCGGCCAAGGUCAUUUGCAUGGCGCCGACGCGCGAACUCGCCAAGCAGGUCGCGACAGAGUUUGAGCAGACGGCGCCGAGCCUCAAGACGACGUGCAUCUACGGUGGCGCGUCGUACCAGUCGCAGAACCAGGACUUCCGCGACGGCGUCGACAUUGUCGUCGGUACCACGGGUCGUAUCUGCGACCACCUCGAGCGUGGCACGCUUCGCCUGAACGAGUGCAAGUUUUUGAUCCUCGACGAAGCCGACACCAUGCUCGAGAUGGGCUUCCGUGAGGACAUCCAGAAGGUCUUCGAGGCCAUGGAGGCGGCCAAGACCGCGCACCAGACGCUUCUCUUCUCGGCCACGAUCCCGUCGUGGCUCGACCAGGUCGCCAAGAAGUACAUGAAGCCCGACCGCGUUUACGUCAACAUGGUCAACGACAACGAAGACCAGGCGUCCAAGGACGUCCAGCAUAUUGCGAUCCCGUGCCACUGGCAGACGCGCGCGAGCCUUCUCGCCAACCUCCUCUCCAUGUACGCGACCAAGACGUCGCGCACGAUCAUCUUCGCCGAGACGAAGAAGGACUGCAACGAGCUCGCGGUCAACCCCGACAUCAAGCAGGACGCGCAGGUCCUCCACGGUGACAUUGCGCAGAACCAGCGCGAGAUCACGAUGCAGGCGUUCCGUGACGGCAAGAUCCGCCUCUUGAUCGCGACGGACGUGGCGGCGCGCGGUCUCGACAUGGACGUCGACCUCGUCAUCAACUCGGAGCCGCCGCGCAAGCAGUCGGGCCGCGCCGAUGUCGACACGUACGUGCAUCGCUCGGGUCGUACCGGUCGUGCGGGGAAGAAGGGCGUGUGCAUCACGCUCUUUACGCCGAAGCAGAAGGACAACCUGCUCCUGAUUGAGCGAUCGAUCAAGAACAAGUUCAUCAUGAAGGCGGCGCCCAACGUCGACGACAUGGUGACGGGCGCGGCCGCGACCGCCGCCUCUGAGAUCGAGACCGUCGACCCCAACAUGAUUGAGCUCUUCCUCGACACGGCCAAGACGCUGAUCGAAUCGAUGGGGCGGAGAAGACCGCCGGCCAAGGCGUCGCUCCUCUCGGGGUCGCCGGACCUCACGACGAUUCUCUUCGAGUCGGCCAACGUCAUCCGCGCCAAGGGCUACGUCUGGAACGCCGUGAACCGCGACAUUCCCGAGGAGUUUGCCAAGGACAUCAAGAGCAUGCAGCUCACGGCCGACUCGAUGGGCGCGUGCUUUGACCUCCCGAACGCCGGCCUCAAGGUCAUUGAGGACCUCAUCGCGGCCAAGGACUCGAGCUCGUACGGCUGCCCGUACUCGAUCCCCAAGACGCUCCCCAAGAUGCAGGAGCUGCCCCAGCGCACGGGCGGCAGCUUCGGCGGUGGCUACGGCGGUGGUCGUGGCGGUAGCUUUGGCGGUGGCCGUGGUGGCCGCGGUGGUCGCGGCGGUCCCCCCGGCGGUCGCGGCGGCCGUCGCUGGUAA
Molecule: messenger RNA, 1947 nt
Organism: Saprolegnia parasitica CBS 223.65
Lineage: Eukaryota; Oomycota; Saprolegniomycetes; Saprolegniales; Saprolegniaceae
Exons: 2
Coding region: 1-1947 (648 amino acids)
Molecular function (GO): RNA binding; ATP binding; RNA helicase activity
Source: RefSeq, a predicted model, not a curated record